AUGAAGAUCGUAACAGCCCUCCUUUUCAGCAUCUUCGCUUCCUCUGCUCAAUCUGCAAUAUGCCCGAUUCUCUCGACACCAAGCUAUGGAACCAAAGACGCAAUCUUCACCGCAUGCUCCAAUAUAACUAUCGAUGCACCAGCCGAUCUCGUGUAUAAAAUCCUCACUGACUUUGACUCGUACCACGAAUGGAACACUUUUGUUGUUAAUGUCGAGCUCCUCAGCACACCACCGUAUCAAGUAGGAUCACGAAUGCGCUUCACUGAUGCCAAUCUUUUUCCAUUAUUCAAUACUACAAGCGAUGAAAUCAUCACAUCGUUAUCGCCGGAAAAUACUACUGCAGUGUGGCGUUAUGACAUCCCAACCCCAGCACUGAUCCUAGCGGAGCACGUCUCACAACUCACGUCUCUAGGAGAAAGUCAAUCUUUUUACAAUAGCUGGGAAACGUACUACAGAGCUGCUAGCCUCUUGGUUGAUAUCACUCUUCAAGAGAAACUGAUUUCUGCUUUUGAACAGCAGGGCAAGGAUCUGAAGCAGCGUGCUGAAAGUCUGCAAACAACAAAAGCUUGA
Talaromyces proteolyticus is the source of this 570-nucleotide messenger RNA. RefSeq lists its product as uncharacterized. NCBI's taxonomy places the organism in Eukaryota, Fungi, Ascomycota, Eurotiomycetes, Eurotiales, Trichocomaceae. The coding region runs from base 1 to 570 and encodes 189 amino acids. The record is from RefSeq and is a predicted model, not a curated record. The transcript has a single exon.